AUGGUGUAUAUUGUACAAAAUAAAGAAGAUCUGGAUAAGAAGCUGGAGGAAGCCGUCGGCUCUGGUCAAUUGGUGGUCAUUGAUUUUUUUGCAAACUGGUGUGGGCCAUGUAAAAUUAUUAGUCCGAAACUCGAAGAGUUGGCCACACAAUAUGCCGAGAAAGCGAUUGUGUUGAAAGUCAAUGUGGAUGAUUGUGAAGACAUAGCCCUUGAGUACAACGUGACCAGUAUGCCAACAUUCGUUUUUAUCAAGGAUAAUCAUGUUAUUGAUGUAUUCGUUGGCGGCAACUCAGAGAAACUGGUCAAGAAUAUGGAGAAAUAUGUAGGCGAACCAAUACCCGUAGAAAAUAUGCCAGAAAUUGUGGAAGCCGAACAAAUAAUCGAGGAAGAAACUGUGCUUGACUAAAGAAAUAUUAAUAUUAGAUUUGUUUUCCUGAAAUCAAUAUACUUAUCAUGUUUUAAAUUAACAAUCACUUA
Molecule: messenger RNA, 476 nt
Organism: Bactrocera neohumeralis
Lineage: Eukaryota; Metazoa; Arthropoda; Insecta; Diptera; Tephritidae
Product: thioredoxin-2-like
Exons: 1
Coding region: 1-405 (134 amino acids)
Molecular function (GO): protein-disulfide reductase activity
Source: RefSeq, a predicted model, not a curated record